This is a messenger RNA of Meyerozyma guilliermondii ATCC 6260, 1212 nucleotides long. RefSeq names its product Pcl7p (gene PCL7). The record is from RefSeq and is a predicted model, not a curated record. Lineage: Eukaryota; Fungi; Ascomycota; Pichiomycetes; Serinales; Debaryomycetaceae. Gene Ontology annotation, molecular function: cyclin-dependent protein serine/threonine kinase regulator activity; protein kinase binding. Gene Ontology annotation, biological process: regulation of cyclin-dependent protein serine/threonine kinase activity. The coding region runs from base 1 to 1212 and encodes 403 amino acids. Gene Ontology annotation, cellular component: cyclin-dependent protein kinase holoenzyme complex; nucleus. The transcript has a single exon.
AUGUCGGAAGCUCCCAAAAUGUCAAAUUUGACCCGAACCCUACUAUCCCAGACGGAUCAGUCAUCGGUUGACAAAUACCAAAAUCCUCCGUCGUAUCUCGAAUCUCCCUCCCAAGGCUCCCACAACAAAUUCAUACCGUCACAGUCGUACGAAUACAACGGCAGUGGCCUGUUCCAGCCGUACCAUGACUACAUGCCUUCGGGACAUAACACUCCCAACGUGGUGAGUCUGUCGUAUGUCUCCAAUCAUUCCCACUCGUCAUCUUUACAACCUCAGUUCCUGCUGUAUCCCAGUUACCGGCCGCCCGUAGCGUCUCCCACAACAAACAUCUCCAUGGAAACUACCACGGCUCCUCAACCAUCGAUGAUGGGGUUUGCUCCACAUCUUUCCACCUCUGCCAUUCCAGUACCACAAUCGCUUCCUUCGACGUCAAAAAUCACCGAGAAUCCGUUUGCACCUCAGUCAUUGCCCCUCCCUCAAGCUGCGCUUUCGGCCCCUGAUCACUACAUGACCUACCAUGAAUAUCUCCUGACACUUCCCGGAGACGAAGAACAUUUAAACAUCGUGGAAUAUCCUGUCAAUGACUUGAUAUUGAUGCUCUCUUCGUUAUUAACCAAGAUAAUCGAAGCCAACGACAAAUUGCACCCAAAUCACUUUGACAAUACAAUUGCAGCUCGCCAGAGACUAAAAGAAGAACGCAAGAGCAAUGGCGAUACAGAAAGCAUUAAUGAAGAAGAUGAUGAGAUGAAAAACAAGUACCUUGCCAACGUUUUGGCAUUUCAUGGUGCCAAUGUUCCUGGGAUAUCCCUCCAUGCAUACCUUGCCAGAGUGCUAAAGUAUUGCCCGGUUACUAACGAGGUAUUUCUCUCACUACUUGUCUACUUUGAUAGAAUUGCCAAAAAGGCAAACAACUUACAGCACAAACAAGAAGCAGAACAGCUUUUCGUCAUGGACUCUUAUAACAUACAUCGUCUUAUUAUAUCUGGUAUCACGGUGUCGUCCAAGUUUUUUUCCGACAUUUUCUACAAGAAUUUACGAUAUGCCAAGGUGGGAGGAUUACCCUUGGAUGAGUUGAAUUAUUUAGAGCUUCAAUUCUUGUUACUUCUCGAUUUCAAGCUCAUGAUCUCGGUGGAGGAUAUGCAAAACUAUGGCGAUUUACUCCUCAAGUUUUGGAAGAGAGAAAGGGUUGCCAAGGAGUUUCUGCCUUCAUAG